Molecule: messenger RNA, 942 nt
Organism: Condylura cristata (star-nosed mole)
Lineage: Eukaryota; Metazoa; Chordata; Mammalia; Eulipotyphla; Talpidae
Product: taste receptor type 2 member 42-like
Exons: 1
Coding region: 1-942 (313 amino acids)
Biological process (GO): detection of chemical stimulus involved in sensory perception of bitter taste; sensory perception of taste; G protein-coupled receptor signaling pathway
Cellular component (GO): membrane
Molecular function (GO): G protein-coupled receptor activity
Source: RefSeq, a predicted model, not a curated record
AUGUGGACUGCAGCGAAGGCCUCCUUCCUGGUGCUGAUCACAGGGGAAAUCACCUUAGGGAUGCUGGGAAAUGGGUUCAUUGCGCUGGUCCACUGCAGGGAGUGGGUCAAGAAGGGCAAGAUCUCAGCAGCUGACUUCAUCCUGACCAGCUUGGCUGCGGCCAGAAUCCUUCAACUGGGGGUAACACUACUGGACUCAUUUAUCGUGGGGCUCUUUCCCCUCAUGUAUGGCUCUGGUACGGCAGCAAGAGUGGUGACUUUGCUCUGGUCACUAAGUAAUCACUUAGCUACCUGGGCAGCCACCUGCCUCAGCGUGUUGUACCUCCUGAAGAUCGCCACCUUCUCCCACUUCUUUUUCCUCUGGCUGAAGUGGAGAAUGAACAGAGUGGUCCUUGUCAUUUUCCUGGGGUCCUUGUCUUUCCUGUGCGCAGACGCCCUCCUGCAGGAUGCUCUCACUGAGCUCUGGAUGCUCUCCUAUAGAGGACAAGAAAGAAAUGCCACUGUGUGUGAGGAUGCAAAUCAUCCUGCCUACCUGAGAAGCCUGAUCCUCCUUAGCAUGACCUAUGUUAUCCCCUUUCUCCUGUCCCUGAUCUCCUUGGUCCUUUUAUUUCUGUCCUUGGUGAGACACACCAGGAAUUUGCGGCGCGGCUGUGUGGGUUCCCGGGACCCCAGCACUGAGGCCCACAAAAGGGCCAUGACAAUGGUGAUGACCUUCCUCCUCUUCAGCGUCAUCUACUUUUUCUCCAUUCUAUUAGCAAGCUGGGAUGUGUUUAAGAUACAUAGGUUUUGGGCCAAGAUGUGUUUUGUGAUGUUUUCAAGUACUUUUCUCUCUGGUCACUCAUUUAUCAUAAUUUUUGAAAACAGCAAACUAAGGCAGGUUGCCUCAAGAUUAUUGUGGCAUCUUAAGUUUUUUGGAGGAAUAGCAAAGCCCUUAGCUUCAUAG